Messenger RNA from Xyrauchen texanus (razorback sucker), 7941 nucleotides. Its product is annotated as synemin-like. Gene Ontology annotation, molecular function: vinculin binding; structural constituent of muscle; structural constituent of cytoskeleton. The coding region runs from base 147 to 3257 and encodes 1036 amino acids. NCBI's taxonomy places the organism in Eukaryota, Metazoa, Chordata, Actinopteri, Cypriniformes, Catostomidae. The transcript is spliced from 4 exons. Gene Ontology annotation, cellular component: costamere; neurofilament cytoskeleton; sarcolemma. The record is from RefSeq and is a predicted model, not a curated record. Gene Ontology annotation, biological process: fast-twitch skeletal muscle fiber contraction; intermediate filament cytoskeleton organization.
UCAGCCUCCGCCCCAUUGAGAUACGCCCCAGAGCUUCUCAUCGACGCACAACAUUGAUGACAACAAGGGAAUAUUUGAGCAGCUUCUAACAUAACGUCUUUAAGCGUAGCCCAAGGCUAUUAGAUUUACAAAAUAACAAACUAAAUAUGUUCCGAUUGAGGCACCCGUUUGAGAGCGAGAAGCUCCAACUCCAGGAGCUCAACCAAAAACUCAGCCAGUACCUAAGUCGCACGAAACAGUUGGAGAAGGAAAAUGCCUGCCUGAUAAGCGAAAUCAAUUCAAUCAGACAAACUAAGUCAGGAGAAUGGGAAAACAAACACAUGUCAGAAUUACGGGAGAUGAGAAGACUGGUGGGGCGCUUAUCUUUCGAGAAAAGCAGAGCAGAGAUGGAGCGCGAGAAGCUGCGCAGUGAACUUCAGAUGCUUCACGCGAUGCGAUCAGAGGAGGCUUCGGUGAGCAAAGGCAUCGACAGCGAGAUUAAAUGUAGCGAGAGACAACUCCAUCAUGCACUUCAGAACAACACUGCGUUGGAAGAUCGUCUCAUUCAGCUUGAAAACGAAUACACGUUUUUGGAAGAUGCCCACAGAAAAGAAAUCGCCCACCUGAGGGAUCAGGUGCACUCUCGAACAGUACGUUUUGUCACUCAAACGCAUCGCGCACCUCCAACGGUUACGAUGGAAGAGGUGCAGGAGUAUGCGGCCAACUUCACUGAAAGCUGGCAAGAGACUUUAGAUAUGUACCGCCUAAAGGUAGAGCAAAUCGAAGAGUCUAUCAAAGCUGACCAGGCGAGGCUAGAAGAUAUUCAGAGAGAAAAGAGGGAAUACGCUUCACAAUUCAAAAUGCUGCGAGGAGAAAUUGAGCAACAAACUCAAGUGCAGCGGAACCUUGAAGAGCAGCUCAUGAACAUGCAGGAAAACUCCAAAGCUGAAAUCAAUCAGUAUCAGGUUAUUAUUGAGGAUCUGGAGUAUGAGCACAAGUUGCUGUCCAACACCAUCUCAGAGAAGCUAAAGGACCAUCAGGAUCUCUUGCAGGUCAAGAUGGGUCUUGCUCUGGAAGUGGCUACAUAUAGGGCACUCUUGGAAGAAGAAGGAAGACAUACUCAAAUGUGGUCUAAUCAACACUCAAGAGAAAGAGUAAUAGAUAGAAAAAUGCCAACCCAUCCUUUCGCCCCAAGAGUCACUAGCACUCCGACAGGGCAACCAGAUAUGAAAAAACGCUAUGAUGUGAAAGGAUAUGAUGUGCCCAUCAGUGUAUCAAAUCGUGCUCAGCAAAGUUUGAGAAGGGACAUGAUUUCCUUUACCAAAGCAUCUCAGGCAGCUGCUGCUAGUUACCCAAAAGAAGUUUCACAGCAUCCCCUACCCAGGGUUGAAAGUACACACUGCUCUAAAGUUUUACAAAUAGCGCAACCAAAGCCAGUGAAAUUGGUAUCACCUCCCAUGACCUUAAACAAGGCCACCAUUGAAGAAAGCCAUCAAAAAGAUGUUGAACCGAAAGAAAAGAAAAUGGAUGCCAAGGCAACAGGGAAAGAAGUAAGACAGAACGUCAAAGUAAAAGAAUCAAAAGCUGAAGAUGAAAGAGAGUUUGAAAGCCACCAGAAAGAUGUUGAAAAGAGAAUGGAUGCCAAAAUAUAUACAGACAGUUCCAAGGCAACAAUGAUAGAUGAAACACAACAUGUCAAAAUAAAAGAGUCCAAAGCUAUAGAUGAGAGAGAAUCUAAGGUAUUUGUAGGUGAGGAAAACGUCUUAGAUGCUGUUUCUAUGGAAGAAAUAAUUCAGCAGGUCAUGAAACCUGCUGGUUUGGAUAAUAGGGUCAGCUCAUCCCCUGACUCAAAAGUCACAUAUCAUGUGGAGAAAACAGAGCAAGAAGAUGGAACCACCAAGACUCAGAUUUUCUUGCAAUCUAAAGUAGAGGAAGAGCUAGACCUUUCUGAAGAUUCAGCCCUGGAGGAACUUCUCAGCAAGGGAGUCAAGACAAUUAGCCUAGAGAACAUCAGAGGAACCCCAACAGGAAACAUGAUCGAGAACCUGUUGAGCCUUGGUCUUAAAGGCGAGAGCUUGGGAAACAGGUCGGUGAAUGUGCAGAUAAUAGAGGAACCAGUGGAGUCUCAAAGAGAUGAGGAAGCUGAAAUUGAAAUAGAGGGAACUGUGGAGAUUAAAUCCCAACAACCAGACAUCAAAGCCUCAUCGAUGUUCUUACAAAUCGAGGAGCUAGAGAACGAUUCUAAGACCACAAAAUCCAAUGAUGGCGGUUCUAAGACAGUCGAAGCAUUCAGAGAUGCAAGUUUACCCUAUUUCUCCCAUGGCCAAGAUUCACAAAAAUACUUUGUCUCCAAUCCUGAGGACAAUAUGUCUGAGUAUGAGGAGGAUGGAAGGUUUAUGUCUUACACCCAUUAUGGAGUUGUGGAUGAUCUGUCUGAUGAAAGACAUUACCAGGAAGACAAGCCCAAAAGGUCCACUACUGAGGGUCACAGUUACAGAGAUUCACCUGAAUAUGGUGACCACUCGUUUGUGAGAGACAGUAUCCAAGAAUGUAUAAUUGAAGAGGAGGUGCAUGUCUCUCCAACGCUGCAACAGUCCAUAGUGGGAAUGCUGACAGAGGAGUCAACAGACCGCAAACAACAGCUUAGAGGUGCACUGGAGCAAAUCCAAGGUACCGUCACUGGGGCCCUGAAGGAAGAACUUGCAUUUUUAACUAAAGGUGGGGAGACUCCAGACAAUGUCUCAGUGGACAUCAAGAAAGUGGAACAAGUCACAGACAAUGGAACCAUGACCAUUGUGGCAGAGCUUAAUGUAUCCCAGACUUUGGAGGAUUCUGGGCUCCUGGAGGAGGUUGAGGACGAUCCAUCGGAAGAGCAGAUAAUGGCAGUGUUGAGCUCAUCCAAACCAGGACUCCAGCAGGCCCUCAGAGGAGGAGCUGGAAUAGGAUACACUACGGACAUUUCCCAAGAAGAGUUUGAAACGGAGGGAAUGACGUGGAUGACCAGCAAUGAAGAGAUUGGACACUGGAGCUCUGAUGAGCUCAACAAGAUGGAGAAACAUAUUAAGCUGGGUCCUAGUGAGAAAUCCUUCACAUUUCAAAUAGAUGCAAACAGCUCUUCUGCAUCAGCAUGUGGAGGAGCCAGUGAAACUGAAGAACAAAGAGGCAGCGACACUACUGAGUUUUUGCAGACCCAGAUGAUUGACCCUCACUUAAAGGUCUGUCAUGAGAAGAGAAUUGCAACUGUUUAUCUUGAAAGCACCAAAGAUGACCAAGACUAAGAUGAAAUUGAUCUUCAGUUGACACAUUAUAACUCAAAAUAUCAAUUACGUCAGUCACAUACUGUAUUUCAUUACGAAAAUGAACAAAAGCAAUCAGGUGUUGUUGAUCAUCAAAUCAAAAAUCCAGGAUCCAUGACUGAUUUUCUGGUACAUCUGACAAGUUAAAGGGACAGUUCACCCAGAAAUUAAAACUCUGUCAUCAUUUAACCUCAUGCUAUUCUAAACUCGUAUUACUUUUUUUCUUUAAUGGAAAACAAAAUAUGUUUGGCAGAAUGGAAGUCUCAGUCACAAUUCACUUUCACUGCAUCUUUUUUCCAUACCAUGAAAGAGAAUGGUGACUGAGGGUAACAUUUUGCCUCUUAACAUCUUUUGUGUUUUACGCAAGAAAGUAAGUAAUAUGGGAAUAAAACAAUAUGAGGGUGAGUAAAUUAUGACAGAAUUUUCAUUAAUUCACUAUCACUAAAACAAUGUUUUGGUUUGAUCUUAGUAUAUAUUUUUGUAUUAGCUACCUGGACAUCUUUUUUUUUAUUAUUAUUAUUAUAUAGUGUUGCUUUAAGUACAGAAAAAUUUAAAUACAGUAUUUUCUUUCCAUGUCAUUUCAUUUCUUGUAAAAUUAUACAUUGUAGGCUAUUUAAAACACACAGUUUGUUUUAGUUUCCAUGGCACUGAGAAAACAAGCUUGACAUGUUUUUAGAAUUUAUGUGAAAUGCCAUGUUAAACAGAAAAUAAAUCGAGAUGGUAUUUACAAAAGUAUGUAUACCUUUUGGGUUACGGACAUUCAGUUGUGGCCAAAAAUAUUGGCACCCAUGGUAAAUAUGAGCAAAGAAGGCUGUGAAAAAUAUGUCUUUAUUGUUUAUCCUCUUGAUCUUUCACUAAAAAUAUUCACAAAAAUCUAACUUUUAAUUGAAGUAACUAACUGAAAGUGGGGGAAAAUCUCAUAAUUAAAUAUUUUUCUCCAAAACACCUUUGCCACAAUUAUUGCCACAAUUAUUACCACCCUUAGAAAUUCUAAUAAGUAAAAUAUAUCUGAAGUAUAUUCCCAUUCAUAUUUUAAAUAUUUUAGUACUCCUGGGUGACUAGGAACAUUAAGUUGUUCAGCCAUACUAUGAGGUAACACACAGGCCAAAUUCUCUUAGUCAUCAAUCACACCGUGUAAGACCAAAGAAUAAAGUUAUUAUAGGAUAUGUGGCAAAAGGUUGAAGCUUCACAAAAUGGGAAGUGGCUAUAAGAAAAUAGCUAAAACAUUGAAAAUACCCAUUUCCACCAUGAGGGCAAUAAUUAAGAAGUUUCAAUGAACUGGAGAUGUUAAGAAUCGGCCUGGAAGAGGACGUGUGUCUAUAUUGUCUCCACACAUGGUGAGGAGGAUGGUUUGAGUGGCCAAAAAUUCUCCAAGAGUCACAGCUGGAGAACUUCAAGAAUUAGUUGGGUCAGAAUGUCUCCAAAACUACAAUCAGAAGACACCUACAUCACCACAAGUUGUUUGGGAGGGUUUCAAGAAAAAAAUCCUCUCAUCCAACAACAAACUCAAACGUCUUUAGUUUGCCAGACACUACUGAAAUUUCAAAGGGACCAGGUUCUAUGGUCAGAAGAAACAAAUAUAUACUUUUUUGCAGCAAACACCAGAGAUGCCCACAGUUAAAUAUGGUGGUGGAUCUUUAAUGUUGUGGGGCUGUUUUUAUCCUAGAGGUCCUGGAAAUCUUGUUUGGAUACAUGGCAUCAUGGACUGUAUCAAAUACCAUCAGAUAAAAAAAUCAAAACCUGAUUGCUUCUGACAGAAAGUUUAAAAUGGGCCGUGGUUGGAACAUCAAAAUCAACACAAAAAUGGUUCACUAACAACAAAAUCAAGGUUCUGCCGUGGCCAUCCCAAUCCCCUGAUCUGACCCCCAUCGAAAACUUGUGGGGUGAACUGAAGAGAGUCCACCAAUGUGGACCUCAGAAUUUGAAGGAUUUGGAGAGAUUCUGUUUGGAGGAAUGGUCUCGGAUUCCUUGCCUGGUGUUCACCAACCUCAUUAGGCAUUAUAAGAGAAGACUCAGAGCUGUUAUCUUGGGAAAGGGAGGUUGCACAAAGUAUUGAAUAAAAGGGUGCCAAUAAUUGUGCCACACAUAUAUUUGACAAAAUAUUUUUUUAUAAAACUUGUGUUUGAUAUCCAUUAGAGGAUAGAUUUGAAAGAGCAAAAGAAUAAACAAUAAAGACUUUUCCACAGACUUCUUUGCUCAUAUUUACCAAGGGUGCCAAUAUUUUUGGCCACAACUAAAAUAAAAUUAAUUUUAACUAAAAUGGGCAGUGUGGUAUACAUUUGGCCACAGAUACAGUUUCUAGCUCUGCUAAAGUUAGGAAAUACUAGACUGUCCUUUCUGUCUUUUAGAGAUCUCUUAAUCCUUAAAUUACAUUAGACCAGUGAGGACUAAUCUAGCAAUCCUGCUCUUACAAGACGAAACAUUUUUCACUGCCCUGUUUAUAAACAGAGAGAGAGAGAGAGAGAGAGAGAGAGAGAGAGAGAGAGAGAGCAUGAGUGUGACUGAAGAAAUCUCACAUAAAAAAUAAGUGCUAGGCAGCUUACACAGAGGUGUGCAUGUGUUUCAAGAAUAGCUAGUUAAGUGCUAUUAAGCCUAUUACGAUACUCAGAUUGAAGAUUCACCUCCACUAAAGGAGUGCGUCUAAAGUGUGUCUAUUUUUAGGAUUCAUACUAUGUUUUAAGACCUUCUAUUGAAAGCCUAGGCUGAAAAUGUACCAGUGUGUAAAAAUUUAAGUUUUCAUCUAUUUUUGUAAAACCUUCAUGCAUUCUGUUACAUCUUUUGACAGAUAUCAAACAUAUUUUAAUUUAUGUAAUGUCACUGGUGGCUGCAAUUAACAAUAGAGUGUCAUUUAGAAUGAAAUAGCAUGUGACAUCAUUUCAAGAUGCUUAUUGAAAAAUUAGGCUCUCGUUUAAUCUAAUAUAAAACAUUAUUUUUAAGUAUCUUUUCAUGUCUGCAUCAUUACAAAAAUGUAUAGAAUCAAUAUCCUGAAUGUUAACAGAUAAGUGAUAAACUGAUUAGAAUUAUUCCAGUAAUAGUUCACCUAAAAAUAAAAAUUCUGUAAUAAUUUACUUACACACCUGUUGUUUUUAAACCCAUAUGACUUUUUUUUUAUCAGUGUAACACAAAUAGAUAUUAGGCAGAAUGUUAGCCUCAGUCACCAUUCACUUUCAUUGUAUGGAGAGAUGAUGCAAUGAAAGUGAAAGGUGACUGAGGCUGUCAGUUCCUAACAUUAUGCCUUUUGUGUUCCAUGGAAGGUAGGAAGUCAUAUAAGUUUGUAACUACAUGAUGGUGAGUAAAUGAUGAUGAUAUAUUGAUAUUUUAUGAUACUGAUAUUAGUAAUCAACAACAAGCAGUAUUCUAAUCUAUUUCCAGCUAUUUAUCUGCAUCCCUUGAGAUGGAGUUCAGCACUUGAUGAUAUCUGUCUAAAUCUAUGCAUAGGGUUCUAUUAUUCAAUAAACACUGUGUGAAACCUCCAUUUGUGCAUAUACUGUGCAUGCAGAUUUACAAUGUCAUAUGUUAUGCAACAUUUUACUUCCACAGCAAGGAUUGUUUUCGCCUGGUAGACUACACAUUUAUUUCUACAAUUUGAAAAUUCACAAAAAGGGUGUGUUUUUUUUUUUUUGCUGUGUAAUUCUUAAGAACAAUACUUGGUAUCUUGUCUGCUCACUGUCUGAACAUUGGAUAACAUGCAAAUUCAAUAAACAAACCUUUACAGACAAGCACAGAUUUUGUGUAGUGAGUCAAGCUCAAUCCUCAGAAAAAUAUUUGCAGUCCAAGUAUUAUAAUUAUAGCUCUAUCAUUCAAUUAAAAUGAUAGAGCUGCAGUCAGAGAGUAUUUGCAGAAACUGCUGUGAAGGUGUAUUAGAUCACUGUUGGACAGUUCUCAUUUUUGAAGUGCAAAGGUAGUCGCCCUGCCAACAGCUGAGAAAUUAGAGACACAGCAGUGCUUUUCUGCUGUCCAAAGAAUAUUGCCUUGUUUUGUUUUGUUUUCGCUGAUCGACUCCCCUUGGUGAAAUAGGAGGAAGUCAAACAUCCCUGACAGUCCCAGCCACAUUAAUAACAUAGUCCUGGUGGUCAAUGCUACUAUGAGUUGGAGAUUCUAUAUUUCACCUCAGACGGAGAUGAUACCACUGCACAGAAAGGAGUCCUUGUUUCAAACCUCUGGUGACCUAGAAGCUCUAAUGCAUUAAGUGCCUUAAUAUUCACAUUCACUAACACAAUAUAAUCCAUGUUAGUUUACUGCAUUGAAAGCAAAGUAUUGACAUUUUGAGUGCAUUGUGAUGUGUGUGUAUCACUUUACACAUGGUUGGGUAGGAAACUCACUGAGACAGCAUGUCCACACUUUUUUGUGUGGCUUUGGCAUUCUUGUGCUGAGAGCCAUACAGCAUUUUCUGAAUAUUUAGACACUGAAAGAGAGAGAAUCAAAGAUUGUAUAUGUUGAUUGGAAUGAUGAUUUUUGUAAAUUUAGGCCAAAUAUUGAAUAUGUCAUCAAACGUAAUAUUAUAACCUAUGGAAUAGCUGCUUUAUAGGCUUCCUAUGUGGUCCAAAUAAUUCAUUUUCAUCAAUUUGUAUAUGAUUAUUAUUAUUAUGGGAUGGACAGGUCUGGUUACCAAUAAAGUGCUAGCCAAGCUUCAAUAUUGCAUUCAAAUCUGUAUGUGACUGUAAAA